This is a messenger RNA of Fragaria vesca subsp. vesca, 1330 nucleotides long. RefSeq names its product DNA repair and recombination protein RAD54B-like. The transcript is spliced from 4 exons. The record is from RefSeq and is a predicted model, not a curated record. Bases 21 to 929 code for a protein of 302 amino acids. NCBI's taxonomy places the organism in Eukaryota, Viridiplantae, Streptophyta, Magnoliopsida, Rosales, Rosaceae. Gene Ontology annotation, molecular function: ATP binding; ATP-dependent chromatin remodeler activity. Gene Ontology annotation, biological process: gene silencing by siRNA-directed DNA methylation.
GUGCCAGAGAGGUCAGAGAGAUGAUUUCACCAUUUGUGCAUGUUUACAAAGGCUCCAUACUGCAAGAUAAGCUUCCCGGGCUAAGGAACUCGGUUGUUGUUUUACAGCCGACAGCCUUACAGCAGCGAUAUUCAAACAGAACUCGUAUGAUAAAAAAUCCAUUCAAAUAUGAAAGAAUAGAGGCUAAAGUGACCAUCCAUCCAUCCCUCUUGCUUAGUGAAGAAAGGUCUACGUUUUUUGAGGAAGAUGAGUAUGCAGCUGACUGGGAAAGCCUAAAGGAAAUUAAGUUGAAUCCUGAAGCUGGUGUGAAGGCAAGAUUUACUGUUGAUCUCAUUCGGCUUUGUCAAGCUAUGAAUGAAAGAGUUUUGGUGUUCAGUCAGUGGGUUGAUCCAUUGCACUUGAUGAGGGAGCUGCUCAGACGUCAGUUUCAUUGGGUGGAAGGAGAAGAGGUAAUAUAUAUGGAUGGAAAAUGUGAUGCAAAGCAACGCCAAUCCUCGAUGAGUUAUUUCAAUGAUCCAUCCACCAAAGCAAAGGUUAUGUUAGCUACAACCAAAGGCUGUAAUGAAGGAAUCAGUUUAGUUGGAGCUUCAAGGGUUGUACUGCUUGACGUUACAUGGAACCCGUCUGUCGAGAGGCAAGCAAUCUCCCGGGCAUAUCGUCUGGGACAGAAGAAAAUUGUGUCCAUCUACCAUCUCCUCAUGGCGGGAACAAGAGAAGAGGACAAAUACACCCGGCAAGUUGAGAAGCAUCGGUUGUCUGAAUUGGUGUUUUCUUGUUCGGAUACAGAAGCUGCCAAGAAGAUCCCACCUGCAGUUGCUGAGGACAAGAUUUUGGAAGAGAUGGUUCAGCACGAGAAACUUAAGCAUAUAUUUAUGAAGAUAACAUUACUGGAUGAAGCCUCAUAUUUGGAUGAAGAUUAUGAAUUCUAAAGCUUCUGCUACUUUGAGAAUGUGCAAGAGAUUGCAGGGGCGCUUACUUUUUUUGGAUCCUUCCCGGCCCGGAAGUUAGCUUCUGGUGACUAGCUUCUACCCGCUAGCGCUUGGAAUGGGAAGCAAGCUACAGCUACCUUCAAUGAAUGAAUGAAAAGAAAGGGUUCGAGGUUACGAAGUAAAAGGAAAGGGGAGGUCCUGAUUCCGGGACGGAGCCGUAUGACGCGAGUGUCACGUACGGUUUCUUUGAGAAGGGUGUGAUACCACCACCUAUCAGGCCCGACCUAACUUUAUGAGAGAGGGAUCAUCACUCUUCCUUCCAGCUGUUGUGAGGCGAAUGUUAGGUUCCUUUGAAGCUUCUAAACAAGUCCCCUCAGCAUGCUUUAAGUGAUGUGAGUAGC